CGCCUUCACAAGGCGGUCCACCAUCUAAGAAAGUGGCAGUGGCCAACGGUGGGAACAGCACGAAGCCUGAACCUGUGGGAAAGGUCGGGAGCAGCAAUGAGAAGCCGAAGACGAAACGCGGCAAGCCUCCGAAUGGGGUCAUCAAAAGUAACGGCCCAGUGAGCAAGAGCAAUGCGGAUGGGAAGAAAAAGGCGACACAAAAUGACGAGGCAAAGGAUGGCGACGAGGAGGAGGACAGCGAGGAUGAGCCUAGUGAGAAAUCGAUUGACGAGUUGCAGGUGGAAAUGGCUGUUGAUGGAGAAGAAAUGGACGACGAGGAGUUAUCUCAGCUGCGAACUAUGACAAAGCAAGACAAGCUGGCCAAGAAGGAAGAUCGCAAAGCCCGGAAGGCGGCAAAGCCUAAUGCUGACCUAACCGCGAAUGCAAAACAUCUUUGGUCUCUCGCUCGCAAAACAGAGAUUUCAAAGGACGAGCGUACUAAGCAUGUCAAAGCCCUCAUGGAAGCUAUACGCGGGCAUGUCAAAGAGAUCGUCUUCAAGCACGACACGAGUCGCAUCGUCCAGACCCUUGCGAAGUAUGGAGGCAGCGAGGAGAGGAACGAGAUCGCGGCAGAGCUAAAGGGAUCAUACUCCGAGCUAGCAACGAGCAAGUACUCCAAGUUUCUGGUCACCAAGCUCAUUCGAUAUUGCCCCAUGCACAGAGCUUCGAUCCUCCAGGAAUUCCAGAAGGAUGUUAUUCGAUUACUCCUCCAUCGAGAGGCGUCUCAGGUCGUUGCAGAUGCAUACGAGUUAUAUUGUAAUCCUGCAGAAAGAGCGUUGCUACUGCGAGACUUCUACGGCAAGGAGGUGGCGCUGUUCGAUAGCCAGAAGCUUGGAAAAGGAGGCCUGAAAUCAGUGUUGGAAGGGUCGACGGUGGAAAGACGCAGGAGAGUUCUCAGCGCUGUCCAGGAGAACCUCAUGACUAUAUUCAACAAUCCUGACAAGGGCGCCGCAAGUUUAUCAAUCGUGCACAAAGCGACAUGGGAGUACCUGUCUGAGCUAUGCGGGCUACCAGAUGAGGCAGAACAAGAGAGGCUGCGACGUGAGGUGUUCGACAAUUGUCAGGAACUUCUUGCCGAGUUCGUGCACACAAAGGACGGAAGCAGGGUCGUUCGAGAAUUUCUCGCUAGAGGAACGGCUAAAGACAGGAAGGUCAUAAUGAAGACUUUGAAGCCGCAUAUAGAGAAGAUUUGCAAGGACGAGGAGGCUCAGUUAGUGCUGUUAACAGCACUUGAUGUAGUGGACGACACCAAACUUCUAGCAAAAUCGAUAGUCUCAGACAUCACUGACCUUGCACCCUCCCUCUCCUUCGAUAAGCAUAAGCUUGGCCGACGAGUGCUCCUCUAUCUCCUCGUACCACGCAGCCCGCGACACUUCCCUCCACCCACGCUAGCCUUGCUCAGCGAAACUGACGCUGUAAGCACCAAGACAAGCAAAAAGGACCCUCAAGUGAGAAGAGACGAAGUCAGAAAGGCAGCAAGUGGAGAUCUUAUUUCCUGCGUCGCGAGCAAGGGCGUGGAAAUGAUGAAGGAUCCAGGCGCCAGCUUGGUGGUAACUGAGAUUAUGUUGUUUGCCGACGGUGAUAAAUCAACGGCCACGGAGACGCUCCUGCGGCCAAUUCGGGAUGCCACACAAGACGAGAACUGGGCGGAGCUAACAGAGCUCAUCAAUCAUCCCCACGUCUCACGAUUGUACAAGACCCUCAUUCAAGGAGGACAUUAUGAAAAGGAAUCCAUGCGAGUGGACGAGCCAUCAUCCUGGUCUGGCGAUGAUUUUGCUGUUGCUUUCUUCGAAGCUGCAGGAGGCCACCAGAAAGGCGAGGCUCUUGUGUCGAUGGGGAGUGGCUCCGGUGCCUUUUUAGUAGCCGAGCUUGCAAACAGGCUAAAGGGCAAACCCGCUGGGAAGAAGCUUGCAGAGAUUUUCACUUCGGAGGUUCUUCGAGAGCUCAAUGAGAAGGACGUGAAAGGGAGAGGUGUGCUGCUAGAAAAGCUUGGUGCUCUGUGA
Molecule: messenger RNA, 2042 nt
Organism: Dacryopinax primogenitus
Lineage: Eukaryota; Fungi; Basidiomycota; Dacrymycetes; Dacrymycetales; Dacrymycetaceae
Product: puf family RNA-binding protein
Exons: 6
Coding region: 285-2042 (585 amino acids)
Biological process (GO): regulation of translation
Cellular component (GO): nucleolus
Molecular function (GO): mRNA binding
Source: RefSeq, a predicted model, not a curated record